Messenger RNA from Musa acuminata AAA Group (dessert banana), 1400 nucleotides. RefSeq lists its product as uncharacterized. NCBI's taxonomy places the organism in Eukaryota, Viridiplantae, Streptophyta, Magnoliopsida, Zingiberales, Musaceae. The record is from RefSeq and is a predicted model, not a curated record. The transcript is spliced from 7 exons. Bases 299 to 1216 code for a protein of 305 amino acids.
CUGCCUGCCCGGGCAGUAAACUUGAUUUUGAGCUAUGGGAUUUUACUCCGUGCAUUGGCUCGGUUUGCAAGGAAGGGCUUCCAAGAGCUCACUGUUUUGAUUCCCUAAUGCUGCGAUUCUUUUAGAGCUUCUGUUGCGGCUCCCUUUUGCUGAUUUGUUUUUGGUUUUGCAUGUGCUUAUGUUGGAGAAUGAUGUUGUUCGUUUUAUGUAGGACAUAGGGGGCUCUUUGCAAAUCAUUCAAUCGAUCUGUUUCGUGUGAUUGCUGUUUGGUGAUCACGAAAAGAGUUGCACUGCGGAAAUGCAGAGGAGAAGACUUGAUGUAGAUGAUUUCUUUGGUAUCGGUGACUCAUUUGCCGGGCUUAGUGUCCUCGGAAGACCGGGGAGCUUGAGGUCUGGCUUCUUUGGCCGUAGGAGUACUUUCGAUGACGCUUUCUUCAGUCGGUCAUUUGGGGACGGACCAAGCUUCGUUCCCGGUGGUAGCAGGUUUGCUCAUCAAGUAAGCCCUUUCAGAGAGAGGAGCGAUCCCGGAUUUCUGGAUCAGCCUCCCCCAGCAAGUAAAUCAACACGGCCAAUCAUUGAGGAGCUAUCUUCUGAUGGUGAAGACCAGGGAGAGAACGCGGAUAAGGUGAAGGGGAAGAGCGUCCGAAGACCUUCUAGGUCGAGGAAACAGAAACAACCCUAUGUUCAGGAUCCCGACGAAGCAGCAGAAGGGAACAAAAGCAGACACAAUCACCUCAGGAAUGACUUCAGCCGUUCAAAAACAAUGCUGCCACAGGGUGGUAGCUAUGCUUUUCGCAGCUUAUCUGUGACUUAUGGUGGUCCAAACGGAGCGUAUUAUGCUUCAUCUACAGUCAGGAGAACCGGUGGUGAUGGAGUAAUUGCGGAAGAGAGCAAGGAAGCUGAUGCUACUACUGGUAAAGCGAUUCACAGGAUAUCCCGUGGAAUCGGUCAUAAAGGCUACACGGUAACAAGAAAACUGAGUUUGGAUGGGAGGGUGGACAUGUUGCAGACAUUCCAUAACCUCGAUGAAGAUGAACUACCAGCCUUUGAGGAAGCUUGGCAGGAGAGUGCUCAACACAACUUGCCUCGAUGGAACUCUGGACAUGGCAGUGGGAAGAGCAGCAGUGCCAUGGUAUGGACACUUCCAACGAUAGAGCGGCCAGUCAGGUCAACAACAAGCGCUAACUUUCCUAGAAUUCGAAGCUCGGUUUGGUAAGGUAAUAUUGUUACACUGAGAUCUAUGUUUAGUUGGAGUCGAAGCUCCAUGUUAUCGCCUUAUAAGACUACACUUUAUGGAUGUCUCCUUUGCAAACCAAGCUGUGAAGAGUUCAAUACGCUGUCGUGUAACCGUGUGUAAGAAUGAGAACGGGACGUGGCGGAGAAAGUUGACAAUUUUUGUA